Molecule: messenger RNA, 1626 nt
Organism: Bufo gargarizans (Asiatic toad)
Lineage: Eukaryota; Metazoa; Chordata; Amphibia; Anura; Bufonidae
Product: sericin-2-like
Exons: 3
Coding region: 81-1058 (325 amino acids)
Source: RefSeq, a predicted model, not a curated record
AUGAUAAUAAGGCAUCAGAGGACUAUAUAAACGUGAACCUCCGACUGCUCCUUGUAUUCACUCCUUCCAGAGGCAUCAAGAUGAAGGGGUUUAUCAUCUGUCUGCUGGUUUCUGCCCUCUGCCUGGACCUUGCUCAGUCCUUUCAAUGCUAUUAUUGCCAGGAGCAAAGUGAAUGCAACGAGGUAAAAGAGUGCCCGCCGGAGUCAAGAGCGUGCAAGAUCACCAUAACCCGUGCAGAUGGAAUACAGAAGGUCUCCAAAGAUUGUGCCCUCAACUGUGAAGACCAAAAUUUCUCAUUCUGCUGCACUUCUGAACGAUGCAACGACUUUAAUAUUCAAUCAAGUGAAGGUGGCCUCUCCAACUCUGCUUCUUCCACAAGUAGUGGCACUGGAAAUGCCGCUGGUAUUUCUGGUGCUGCCACUACUAAUUCCUCCACUGGAAGCUCAUCCAGUAACACCAGUUACCCGAAUACCAUGACCGGCCCCAACAGCAGCUCUGACACUAAUAAUUCCUCUGCUGGUAACUCAGCCAGUGGCACCAGUUACUCUAAUGGUAUGAACGGCCCCAACAGCAGCUCUGCUACUAAUAGUUCCUCCACUGGUAACUCAGCCAGUGGCACCAGUUACUCUAAUGGUAUGAACGACCCCAACAGCAGCUCUGCUACUAAUAGUUCCUCCACUGGUAACUCAGCCAGUGGCACCAGUUACUCUAAUGGUAUGAACGGCUCUGCUACUGAUAGUUCCUCCACUGGUAACUCAGCCAGUGGCACCAGUUACUCUAAUGCUAUGACCGGCCCCAACAGCAACUUGAAUACAGUAAACAACAGUGGGCACGUAUCUAGCUCCAACUCUUCCACUAGUACUUAUAACAACAAUAGCAGCUCAUCCGCGGGUUCAUCUGCCACCAUUUACUCUACCGGUGGAUCAUCUUCUCAUGGUGGAUCAUCUUCUCAUGGUGGAUCAUCUUCUCAUGGUGGAUCAUCUUCUCAUGGUGACUCAUCCAAUUAUGGCUCCUCCCCAUCAAAAAUAAAAGAGCAUUCAAUUAAGUCUAGGAGAUAAAUCAGGAAGAUAUCCAGAGCAAGGGGUCCUGGAAGAUAAAAUUGCACAAUCUACCCAUCAAUAAGGUCACAUACCACCCUAUAUGUUAGUGGCCUCCAACCUGUGGCUCUUGAGUCUUAGGGAAACCAUAACUCCUAGUAUGAUCUGACAGCUACAUGCAUGCUGGGAGUGGUAUUUUGCCAACAGCUGAAGAACCACAGGUUGAAGACCUAGAUGAAUUUUAUUUUUCUUUAGUUGAUGAGAUCAUAUUGCAAUUAGUUCAAGUGGGCAUGUGGUUCUCCCACCCUUAAGAGUAACUGUGACCAUUAUAUCAGUAUACCCCUACGUCUUAAAUGUGUUGACUAAUGAACUAAUUCUGCUUGCAGGGUUCAAUGGGCUGCAUAGUUCCAAUAUGUUGUAUGGGUUUCAUGAGGAGCUGGAUACUGUAGGCACACAACCACUAGUGCUGCCCCAUACAGUAGUGUUGUUGCCUACAUUUUAUGUUUAGUAGUCAGUGCUUACUGUACAUUUUUACAAUAUAAUCUUAUAAAAGCAGUAUAAUUAUAUGCAAUAAACGUAUUGUACUCUC